Molecule: messenger RNA, 578 nt
Organism: Pantherophis guttatus
Lineage: Eukaryota; Metazoa; Chordata; Lepidosauria; Squamata; Colubridae
Source: RefSeq, a predicted model, not a curated record
UUGCCCUACACACAAAUAGGGUCCCAGGCUUUCAAGAGUUCCUUGAGAAGCUAAAUCCAUAUCACUCUAAAGUGCAUUUCCUACCUCAAUUCUGGAGGGCAGCAUUUAUCUGUUCACUUCCAAUGUACAAUAUAUAUGCAGCAGGCAAAGGAAGCUGCACUGGGAAAGAGGAUCUGGGGAGUCUCCCUGGAACUGUCUUUGAAAUGGAGAUGUCUGGCCAGAGCUACAGUAUUUACAAUGCUGUCUAUGCUGUAGCACAUGGUCUCCAUGCUAUGUAUUCAUCCAGAGCCAGGCAGAAGACAAGAGGCAAUGGAGAGAAGUGGAAUUUGCUGAAAGUCCAACCUUGGCAGCUUCGAUUAUUUCUGAAAAACCUCCAUUUCAACAAUAGUGCUGGGGAAGAAGUAGUUUUCAAUGAGAAUGGAAACCUGGCAGCAGCAUACGAUAUCAUCAACUUGAUUACUUUCCCCAAUCGAUCCUUUCAGAAGGUCCAAGUUGGACGUGUUGAACCUCAGAGUUCUCAAAAGGAAGGCCUCACCAUAAAUACAACUGCCAUUGGAUGGAAUCCCAAAUUUAAGCAG